Messenger RNA from Akanthomyces muscarius, 1431 nucleotides. RefSeq lists its product as uncharacterized. NCBI's taxonomy places the organism in Eukaryota, Fungi, Ascomycota, Sordariomycetes, Hypocreales, Cordycipitaceae. The transcript is spliced from 3 exons. The record is from RefSeq and is a predicted model, not a curated record. Bases 1 to 1431 code for a protein of 476 amino acids.
AUGAAGCUCUCCCGACGACUACCACUGGCCGCCGUCGCCACGGCAUGGCUUGCAAGCGUCUGCCACGCCGAGCCGCUACCAUCCUCGUCCACACCACAUCAUGCCGCCGUGGACGAGCGUCCUCUCAUAUCGCGGCGCUCCCUCGCCACCGUACUACAACUAGUACCAGCAUGCGCUACGUCGUGCAUUGAAAAAGUCACAGACGGCCAGGCAUGCGCCGACGCGACGUGCCUGUGCGGCGACGUGACCAUUGAGAAGCAGCUCGCCGCGUGCGUCUCCUCGGCGUGCAGCACCGCCGAGGGCAUCGCCACCAAGAACCACACGCAGUCGGCGUGCGACCUCCCGCGGCGCGACCGCGCCACGCCCUUCAACGUCACCUCCAUCACGCUGUGCGCCGUCACCGGCGUCAUGGUCCUUGCGCGCCUCAUCUUCAAGGUCUGCUUCGGCUACGUCGGCAAGCUCGGCCUCGACGACCUCUUCAUCAUCGUCUCCAUCGCCGUGGGCCUGCCGUGCACAAUCAUCAACGGCGCGGGGCUCACGCGGCACGGCCUCGGCAAGGACGUGUGGACGCUCGCGCCCGACGUCGUCGAGACCUUUGGCCGCUUCUUCUACAUCCAGCAGAUCCUCUACCUCUUCCUCGUCACCACCAUCAAGCUGAGCCUGCUAUUCUUCUACCUCUCCAUAUUCCCCGGCCCGGGCGUCCGCCUCACGCUCUGGCUGACCAUGGCCGCCACGGCCCUCUUUGGCCUAACGUUUAUGCUCCUCUCUGUCUUCCAGUGCACGCCCAUCGAGUUCUACUGGCUACGGUACAUCCAGCCCGUCGACGGCCACUGCACCCGGAUCAACCUGCUGGGAUGGAUACAUGGCGGCGUCAGCGUCGCCAUUGACGUCUGGAUGAUUGGCAUACCGCUGUUCCAGAUCCGCAAGCUCGAGCUGCACUGGAAGAAAAAGGUCGGCGCGGCCAUCAUGUUUUUAACGGGCGCUUUUGUCACCGUCGUUUCGGCGCUGCGACUGCAGUCUCUCAUCUCUUUUGCCAAUUCCAUCAAUCCGACGUGGGAUGAAUGGCCCGUCGCACUGUGGUCGACGAUUGAAAUCAACGUCGGUCUGAUGUGCGCCUGCCUGCCGACGCUGCGGCUCAUACUCGUGCGAAUGUGGCCUCGCGUUUUUGGCAGCACGCUGCACUCGGCGUCUGAAAGGUCUGCCGUUUCCCACGCCACCAACACAAGCGUCUCUGCACGCAAGGCAAAGGCUCGCGUCGCCAGUGUAGAUACCGAAGCAUCACCUAUCAGCCCCCGCUUGAUGGAAGCCGACACGGCUUUUGAGCUUGAUGCCAAGUAUCCGACAUGGGAUGAACGUGAGGAUGACGACGAUUGCGACAGUCGCGAGGGGGCCUCGACGGCUUCAUUCGAAAACGACUGUCACGCCAAAUAG